Alosa sapidissima (American shad) is the source of this 568-nucleotide messenger RNA. RefSeq names its product interferon alpha inducible protein 27.3 (gene ifi27.3). Gene Ontology annotation, cellular component: membrane. The record is from RefSeq and is a predicted model, not a curated record. Bases 169 to 495 code for a protein of 108 amino acids. Lineage: Eukaryota; Metazoa; Chordata; Actinopteri; Clupeiformes; Clupeidae. The transcript is spliced from 5 exons.
UCUCAAUCCAAGUAAAUUCUCAGUUUCUUUUCCUCUAAAGUGAAAUCAGGAGUCCCUAUUAAAUAUCCGGUGAAAAGAUCGGCUGAGACAACAGAGCUGUGCUUUUGUCAAGUGUGUACACUACAGGCUACCCGAGUGACGGACAUAUAUUCGGAUAUCAGACCAGUUAUGGAUCCAUGUACAGCGGUUGCAGCAGCAGGAGGGGCAGUCUUGGCAGUCGCUGCAGCACCUGCUAUAUUGGCUAGUGUGGGCUUCACUGCUGGCGGGAUAGCAGCGGGAUCUAUAGCUGCCCAACUGAUGAGUACAGCUGCUGUGGAAAUAGGCUUAGGUGCUGCUGGGAUGUCCUCUGCAGCAACUGCAGUCAUGGGAGCAGUAGGGGCUGCAGUUGGUGGAGCCUUGGGUGGCUCCACAGUCUGCAGCACUGUAGCCUCAGCAACCGCAGGUGCAUCAGCAGCUGGAUCAGUGAUAGCUGCUGUGGUUAACUGCACUGUAUGAGAUGUCAUGAUAUUAUCUCAAGAUGUCAACUUAACCAAUCAUGAAAUAGAAAUAAAGAUGAAAUUGGACAAUC